CUGAGCUGGCAUGCACCCUUCUGCGCCCAGCAUAUCAACUAAGGGGCAGUUGAGAUCACCAAAUUUUUUGACGACGUGGUUUAUUGGAACCUCCUUUGCACGCACUGAAAAAUCGCAUCAUAAAAGUAUCGCACUUCCAGUAACUUGGGCGAAAAUAUUUUCCCAGCGUAGUCUAACACAACUGGUAAGUUCCUCACCUUUUUUUGCGUUUGGGGAGAGUAACGUUAGAAUACCUCGGGUAGGUCUUACGAGUCGUUCGUACACCCCACGUUCUCGGAUGAGUUGUUUUGGAUUCUCAUUAGCCGUCCUGUAUGUACAGGCAAACUACCGUGGCGUCCUUGCACUUCCCUGCGAUGCCAGCACGGCAAUCGCAGCUCCCCGCUAGGAUUCGUCUCCUGUUGCCGAUCUUCAAGAAUCAAUGUCACUUAUAAUUUCAUGCGUCCACUCCGUAGAUAACGAAGUAACUUACGCUGAGCUUCACACAUCUCGCUGGUGCGUUAUUUUUCGUUUGCGGAAUACACCUAGCAGUCACUUCCGAUCAGUGUGAGUUGAACACUUCCAUCACGUCGUAGACGUGCCCCACUUAGAAUGGACGACUUCCUUUCUCUAAAUUCGUUUCACGAAAAAACCUGUCAAGAUCUUGUAAUUCCCAAAACCCAGUUAAAAUUAAUAUCGGCAUGAUGGUUCGCGCCAUCGCUACCGUUUGACAGGGCGCCAAACACACAGCGCGAGCUGCUGACGCCGUGAGUAAUCCUACCGCAUUCGCGCAACUAUUCGUCAGAUGGCGCUAGGGGUCGGAAAGACAGGGCGCCGCCUAGCACUUGCAACGUGCCCUAUUGCAGAAAGCAUAGAAGGCUUGACUACCGGGCCAGUUGGUACAUAGUUGAAGAAAAAAAAAAAAGAAACCGUCACAAAAGACACAGGACAAGAAGCGAUUUUCACACCACAACGAUUGUUACAUCGUUAUCCACGUAACAAAAGCACCCUCUGAUCCAUAGAGUUAGUAGAACAACUGAUCAAAACGUGGCUGUAGUUUAGUCGUUGUGGUGUGAAUAUCUCUUCUUGUCCUGUGUCAUUUGUGACUGGUUUUUGUUUUUUCUUCAAGAAAGCAUAGAGUUUCCUACAAUAAAAAGAAACUCUAUGGCUGAAAGCAAGUAACUGCUGCAAUAGCUGUAUCAAAUAAUCCAUACCACAACAUUUGAGCUUGCUGCAAACCUUAAGAAAAGAAACAGAGCAGCGGUAAGCGCAAAAUUGUUUUUUUUUUCGAUGUAAUGAAUGGUAAUGAGAAAACGCACGUUCCUGUAAAAAGCGGGCGUCUUCUGAACACUUUGGCCGAGCUGGCGCGGUGGUCGUGCUUGAUAUGAACCAAUACGAACGCUGUUUUUGGAAAUCAAUAGAUGGUAUACUAAAGCCUGGAAGUUCGAAUUAAUUGUGGCACGGUGUCAACGGUGUCGUGACUCGUGGGCUUUAUCCUCUUAUCAUUGAGUUCUUCCGCACAGAAGAGAGCUCGCGCGCGGCCGCGCCAUGCCGCGCAUGCGCGCGAGUACGUAUUGGUUUGGAGUUGACGGAACUCGCGCGCGGCUGUCCAGCAACCAAGUGUUAUUGGUGUUAUGUCGGUUGUCGCGAGCAUUGCGAGUGAGCUCGAGCCCACUUUGCGUUUGCAUUUUCGCGCUUUGCUUCACCACGGGACAAGUGCUGACUGAAAACUUCCAUCGUGGCGUAAUGCCAAGUUCGCUCUUGAAUGGUGCACAGUUUGUCGCCGCGGCGUAGUGACAUCCCGCGACAGUUAUGUUCGCAACGCUUCCUGACAGAAACAGCGGUUGCCAUGGACUGUCGUCCAAGCCACUUUGAAACAAAGCCAUGGAUCUUGUUGAACCUGAAAGGGAGUGCCUGCAGUUCUACAUUGACCCUGGUGAACUGCCACAAGAGUUGGCAGGUGCUGUCCAAGCAAUAAAACAGGCAGCCGAAAGUGUCCUGUUUCGGUGGAAGAAAUUUCCCCUGCGCCUGCCAGCACCCGUCUUUGAUCUUCCGCCUGCUUUGCUCAGCUCUGAUGGAGAUGGCCGCAAGACUCGCACAACCAGCCUGCGGGAUGUGUUCACAGCACCAAACUUUGAUGAGGCCGAUGCCGUGGUGCGGGAUGCCAAGGGUCGGCCGCCCAAGCUGGACCAGACACAGCUCCGCUCCAUCCAGGACCGUGGGGAGUUUGAGGUAGGCAGUCGUGUUUUCCCGGGAUGCACCUACCGCUGGCGGCUGAGCCGUGCAGUCCAGAGUGGUCGGACGGGCACGUGGCAGGUGCUACUGCGGGAUGUGGCACUGGCCCUCCGCCUGCUGCUGGUCACAGCUCGCAACCGCCUUGGCCACCCACACUUCCUCAGCCUGUGGGCUGCAGGAGCUGCCCUAGCACGAGCCUCCUUCUUGCUCCUAGAUGCCCUGGUUGGACUGCCCUCUGUGUCGGCCACUCUGCUCGUGUCCAGGCUGCAAGAGGAACGGGUCAAGCAUCUCGUUGCUGAGCUCACCAUCGAGGCGGAUGCGGAGAACCAGCUGGAGCAGCUGUGCCUGUUUGUGCGCUACCAAAUCAAGAAGCAGACAUUUGAGAAGUGCCACAUUGGGGAGGAGAGGCUACCAACUGUGCCUUACGUCUACAAGACACCCAAAGGCCAGAUGAUUGACUUGCGGCUCUACAAUGCUGAGCUGCUGCGAAGUGCCAUGCCGUUUCUGGUGCACAUCUUGGAGAGGGAGCUGCGUGGCUGGUUCCCUGCUUUCCGGGAAGCCCUGGUGGCAAAGCUUAGAGCAAAAAAACUGUGCGACAGUGACAUAGAGAAGCAAGCCAAAGUGGCCGUGCAGGAUGAGUAUGUGCGGCGUGUGUCGGAGGCAGUGGGUCGUGACCCAGCCCUGGAGAGCCUGGCGCCGGGCCUGGGCCAGCUUCUCGCUGAGCAGGCCCAAGCAGCUGUGCUUAUCCAGCGGGCUCUGGAUGUUGUGCAAAACCGUACUGCACAAUAUGUGGCUCAGGAGAAGGAACGGCUACAAGCAGAAUUUCCUGUGCUCUCCUUGAUUGGCCCAUGGCUGCGCAGUCAGCUUUAUGAAGUUCAGUGCCACUUGGAACGCGAGCACUGCCUGGAGGCCCAUGAGACGGCGCUGGCACUGUGCCGGGAGCGGGGCCUUGCCCAGGCUGCCUACUUUGUGGCACGCGACCUGUCAUUCCUGCGGGAACAGGCCCCUGCACUGGCUGCCGAGCUGGCGCGGCUGCGCGCUCCCACCCGAACAUUCACCUGGCAGACGCACGUGUGGAGGCCCUCCCAGUGGCAGGUGCGGCGCGUGGGCGGCCCCUUGGGCCCCGAGCCAACAACAGGGGACACCCUGCUGCUGGGUGAACGCCCCACGUAUGUGGCCGAGAAGCAGAACACCCGACUCACCUCCACACGGCUGCCCCUGUGGCGCUGGGGCAACUUCUGCCACCGAGUUUGGGCGCACACCUGCAAUGCCAUGUUCCUCCUCGGGAUCUUGAUACCAUGGUGCAGUCCCCUGAGCUUGCGCAGCCUGGUGCUUCCCCGUCCCUUCAUGUCAGACUUCGAGGUCAACCAGGAAGAUGGGAGACUUCAACCGCGCAAGUCAUCUUCCACGCAGACACUUUGCUCCCGACUACUGUCCCUUUGGAGGCACAUCUCCAAGUCAAGAACAGACUUUGAAUCUCAACCAGACUCUGGCUUUGUGGGCAAAGGACUUAGCCGGCAAGUGAACCGUGCCUGGAACUACCUUGUCAAGGGCCUAGUGGGUACGGUGCUGCUGGUGCUGGUCUUUCCCGUGCUCUCCUUGGUCGUCUGCUUCACAUCCCUUGUGGCGGCACUUCUGGCACCCCUCUGGAUGCCGUGUGUCAUGCUUGCCUUCCACCUACUGAUGGUGCUUGCCUAUGACUUCGACUCACCAAGCCCUGAGCGCAACCGUAUCUGUGUGCUGGGUGAGGCCAUCCUCUGGCAAGGGCUGGUGCUGGGUCUCCUUCAGCCAAUUGCAGCGGCUGUCAUAGCCCUGGUGCUGUGUCCCAUCGCAGCUGGCUUCAUUCUCUUGGUUGCGGUGCUUCGGUGGGGAGCAGUGCGCUGUUGGGAUGCCCUGUUGUUUCAUGGUGUGAUCAAGCGCCGGGCACGGGUGCCAGUGGGCGACAGCUGGAUGGUGACCCGUGUGGCAGGACCUGGACUUUCCCAGGACCACCUUUACCAGAUAAGCCCAGAUCAAGCCCUAGCAGCGUUCUUGGCCAAAGUUGAAUUGGAACAGCUCUCCAUCUACGGGCAACAGACAGAACAGCAAAUAUUGGAGCCUCUAAAGGCCUACGACCACUUUGUGGAGCAGUGCUUCAGUCCCUUUGCAUCCGCAUUGGCACGAGACAAAAGUCCCUACAGGGACCUAGAGGCUGAGUUGAACAACAUGGUGUCAGCUCUCAAGGCAGAAGUGGACAAGCGCAAGCGUGAACUGCAACUGGGCCUGGGCGUGGGCUGCCGCCAGCGGACACGCAUGACGGCUGCGGGCCUGCACUCGGCGCUGGUCGCAGGGUCCAGUUUGGCCCAACAUCUGCUGCCCCAGCUGCCCUCAGCUCACUGGCAGGACCGGGGGCUCGAGGAGAAGGACUGGCUUGGCUUGGCUGCCCAGCUGUACUCUGAAACCUUCUCGCCUGAGUUCCUGGUGCCCUUGCUGGAGGAUGACGUGGCCUUUGCACUUCAGGUGGUGGAUGUGGACCUGACAAAGUACAGAGAGCUUGCACAGACACAUGGAGCUGUGGACCUCGACACCUCCAGGGUUGUCCACCUUCCCAAAGGAAAAAUCCACGUACACACUCCUUACCUGGAUCCAUCUGCAUUCAACCCACAGUCAUCGACUGCUUCCCACACAACCACGUCCAAAACAAAAAGAGCCCCAUGGAAGCGGCAAGAAGGCGGCAGCGAACGGCCAAGUCUUCCCCCGGCUGUUCCCCACCCUGCCAAGAUUGCACUGAUCAUCUUCAACCGCGAGAAUGAAGACCCGAUACCAUUGGACUCAGAUGCCUGCCAGCAGGUCCUUAAGGCUGUCUACAGUGGAAGCAGCACUGCACAGCCCGUGGGGAGCAGUGGAGCCAGCAGCAGUGGCACACCCAGCAUCCAGAUGACGCCGUCGGCCGAGGAUGUCAGCCUCGAGCCGCAGGGGCAGAGGGCCACAUACACCCAUGGGGGUCCGCACAACAGCACUUGCGUAUGACAGGCAGCCCCUGGCGACUUUGGUUGGACAUGACAUGGUUUGUCAUCUCCAGCUUCAUGACACUGUUGCGACCUGCGUCUUUGCAUGCAUAUGAGCUGUCAUGAGUUACGCGUACUUGAAACGGCUUUCACCCAGUCCGUUUAGGAGGCCCAGUGGGGUCUUUUGCAUCCACUCAGGCAACCACAGGAAUGGCACUUACCGCCCGCCUGGACACCAAAUUGACAGCUAAUUUUAGCGUUAAACAAGUACCACAAGCAGCUAGCAUUAGCAGCUAGUUAAGAUACCAAGACAGAGGAUAGCAGGAAGAUAGAGAAUUGAAGAAGUCAUCAGCAGUGUUUGAACAAGGGUUGUUGCUCGAGCCAAUGUUUCAGCAAGUGGACUUUGUCAGGGUAACAGCUUGUAAAAGCUACAGCCCUGAUGAAGACAAGUCCACUUGUCAGAACAUUGGCUCCAGAAACAUCCUUUCUUCAACCACUGUUGGUCACUAGCAGAUCAUGUUUAUUUACAACAUGUACAAAAGUGAGGUAUUGUCCACUUAAAAGUCAGGCUUGUGAAUCAUUGCAAUGAAACCAGUUCUUCAUGAAAGGCAGUAAUUCCUGAGUGAGAGCAUUGUUUUAAUCCCUCCAGAAUUGGUUGCUCGACAGCUACCAGAUAGAAUGUCAAAAGCUUCCGAAUGUGACACGAGGUGCACUGCGUCGAGUAUACAUGCGGGCCAGUGUGUUUUCUCAAGAAUGUGCACCUCCUUGUGGAGCUGUGCUGGGGUUAAUAUCAGUACACAUAUCGGAUUGUUCUGGUUCUCAAAUCUAUGAUCCAUAAAGUAGUAAAGCAAAAGUGGUGAGCCAUUCCAGAUUCAUGUCAGCGCUGUGCUGGCUGUAGUUGUGUGGUGUGGCGCAUGUAAAGCACUCCGAAUCUCAUCAUCAUCACAGUAUGCACUGAGCUAAGCAGCUGUGUCAUGUAUGUGGAUUAAGGCAUGGUAUGUACCCUCUGGGUAUGCUGCCUUGUUGUUGAAGGGGGCAUGUAUUGCUGCUGAUACAAUUGUUUCCUUUAAUUCAAGAUAAAUUAAUCUUAUUUGCUUUUUAAUUUCACCCUGUACUAAUGGCUCAGAGGAAGCCAUUAUUUUUAAUGUGCUUUCAAUUUUAACAUCAGUUUGUAUAAUAAUCCAGGCCAAUUUUUCAUGUCUCAUAAUAGUUGAAGUUCACUGUAUUGCAUCUGGCAAUAGGUAAAUAGUCUGGAGGCAUUGCCUCUGAAUCUAGCUCAUCUUCACAUGUGCUGUUGCAUGAUGGUAAACAAAACAGGAAACCCAUGUAAACUAAAGAGGCAGCGUUUGUGCAAGUGACUGUGUGAUAGAACAUUUUCAUUUUUGUCAAGUGGGUGGUACGUUCGGCCAGGCUCUCAUUGUACAGAGCCUUGUAAAAUGCAAAGAACAUGCAACAGGCGAAAGGACGCAUACUGUCUAUAUGGUGUUGACACUGGCUAGUGUUCUCUCCUUUAGGCUGUUAUGACAGCUUGCACCAGGUAAAGCAUUUCUUUCUGUACCACACUUUUAUUUGACUUUGUAAUCAUAGUCGGCAAACACAAGCAAAGUGUCUUCACAUGUGAGUAGGUAGUUGAAAAAUACCUGUUUCAUAUUUCUGUUGUGCCUCUGUCUGCAUGUCAAGCUGUGCAUGCACAUUCUGGUUAGUGCAAAUAAAUAUGAAGUUGCUGUCACCGCCUGGCUACAAAACAUGCGUGUAUGCAACGACUCCUGGGAAUGCGCUUCCUAUGUAUUUUUGGCAUGAUGUCGCCUGGGGUCACAGUGUACGAUGGCCCACUCUAGUACCAGUCAAAAUGUGGUUCAUGUGAUUAGCAACUGCAGUUUUAUUUUUUUCCCCACAGGAUGGAAUAGUUGCACUAACAGUCAGUCUUAGAUGCAUUGCAUGCCACCUGACACCAAUGGUUGUAGUUUUUGCCAUCAAGACACUGUUCACAGUGUGCUUGCACUAAGACAGAGUUUUAACUUUGCAUGAUAUGCAAUAUGUUACCCCAAUACAUUAGGGCUACAGCGCAUGUGUCACCUCUCCAUGGUAGCACAGUAGACAAGCAAAGAGAUGUUCCAGCAUACCGGCAUCGCAUGCUAAACCUGAGAAUUAAUGAUGCAGUGAAGAAGUAGGCUUUCAGCAUGUUCCUCAUUGGCGACGCAUCAGCAACAUUUAUGCUGUAGUGCUGCCUGCUAGGCAUCAAUAAAACGGCUUUUCAGGCUCCAUUCAGGCUCUAUACUGAGUCCUAGCUUUGUCAAAACAAACAACUAAUCUCAAUAAUAUCGUCAAAACAUUGCUUUGUCAUCAGCAUGAGAUGAGGCUGAGAAGUGGCUUAUGUUGCCAUUUAUUUCUUGUUUUCGUGACAGGAAGCAAGUAGCAAGCACAAAUCUGGAUCAAAGGGGGUGGUCUAGGCUGUCUGGGAGCUGCCAUGUUGUUAGGCAAUCACAGUAACCAGUGGUCGCCAUGAUGGUUGUCCACAGUAUAGGACACACAUGCACAGUGGGCCUAACAUAUUACAGUGACAUAUUGCAUAUUGCACAGAAUUUAAAUUCUUCAGUGCUCCACACUGAUGAAUACACAACAUAAGUUUUAAUAAGGAUGUUUUGACAUAUUUCAGGCACCAACAGCAGAAUGUUUGAGCAGGCACCAUUUGUCGUUAAAGUAAGCACUUGUGUUGCUUCCAUAUUUUGUCCAAGUCCGGUAUCGUGAUUACUUUUUUGUUGUUGCAGUGCUUAUUGCAUUGAGCCAGAGUCUGGUAGAAUCAGGUUCCCAUUUUGUUGCUUCAUAACUUUUGCCUCAAACUGUCACACCUUGGCAGGUGAAGCAUGUUUCAGCAGGCACUGUGCCAUUUUCCCCAGUAUUAACAGCAUUGUGAGGUGGUCUCGCCUUAUGUGUCAAUGUGAACUACACGAGUGCUUUAUUUUUGCCCAAGUAAGUUGACCACUAAUUUUAGGAUAGUGAAUGAAGUCUUUUUUAGAUACUGGGCAGCUUUAAAACUUGUCUAUCUACAAGAUUGUACAUUUUGUCUUUGGGAAAUAAGAUCUACUACUCUUUGUUUAGUUAGUCAUCCUCGGAGGCCACUACUAAAAGUUAUCUAAAGAUACGAAGGAGGCAGUACAUUUGAGAGGCUGUUGUGGUGCGUGUAGGUUCAUUGCCACUUGGGUUUGAGAGAGCCCCAUGUCCGACUUUUUUUUUUUCUUUUCUUUUUUUCGAUUAAACUAUUUCUAGCUGCCUGGACACACUAUUCCCAAAUGCUGCACUGAGGUAUUUUGGUUCUUACUGCAUACUAUAUUUUAUUCAAAUGUGCACAAGCCAGCUUAGCACCUAGAAGUUUGUUUCUGCCUGUGCUUCGUGCUGUUGAAGUGGACUAAUCAUACCUGUAAUUUUGCACUCAUUAUAGCAACAGUGAUGUGUGGAUGACUGGUAACCGAAUGUGUUUUGUCCAUACUAUAAAGGAACAGGCGCCUAGUUGAAGGAAGUGCUUGUCAGAUCUUUGGUGCUGCCUGUCCGGGUAGACCUGCUUGUCACUGCCAUUUCCAGCAUUUUGCACUAAAAGCAAAGUUGAGCUAUUGUUUACCACGAGCUUGACCCUGACUGCAUGUAACGAAGUGCUGGGUCUUCGCUGGGCGUCUUCAAUUAAAGAAGCUGAUGGGUUUGUGACUUCUACUGAAUGCUGUGUGUGUGAGCACGUGUGUGGCACACAAAUUUUGAAUAGGUGCUUUUUUUCUCAUGUGCAACAACUCCAGGUCCAUUGAUUAAGAGUAAAACAAUGGUUGGGCCUGCUGAUCAGAAACUGCGAGAGUUCUGAGAAGCGGUACAUAGGCCAAAGCAGGGCUUUUUUCAUGCCCUGCAGAUCUUUCAUGAACUUAUCUGCAGAUCAGAAGGUCAGGAAGUGGUGGCUUACCUGGUGGUGUAGAACCUGAAAUGAAAGUACAUGACACUGGGAAAGGAUCUUAUGCUUCUUGUUUAGAGCUUUGAAGCUGCUUUACGCCCUUUAAUUAGCGACUGGAUUUGUCUCUGGGAAGUGUUUAUUGUGCCUAUGUCUCAGCCACUCAUCUUCAUGGGGUCGGGUAGGAUUAAAGCUAGACCCUGCUGCAGACCAGAAAAAUUUUACACUUUUGCUUUUGUGACUUUAUCUUUCCUGAAGUAAUGUGAUUCCACCUUCAAAUAUGACAUAAAUUGCUAUCUUCUCAUCAUUCCUCACAUCCUGUGGCAAAAUUGUUUGUUGGACCACGAACAGUUAACUCAGUAUUAAAUGCCCCCCUUUUGUUAAUUUUUUGUUUCUUUCUUUCUUUUGUAAGGAAAAGAAAUUGUUCUUUAAAAAUAAUUAAUUGUGUAGAAGGAGAAAGAGACUUGCCCUUGGUGAUGCUAAACAUUUUUAAGCAUUAUUGAGAGCUGUUGGUUCAGUUGUUUCAUGAAAGCUUCUUCUGGCCCUCACUUAUGUGGACAAAUCUCUCAUCCAAACGCAGAAUGAAAUAAGAGAACUCUCAUCGGGCAACCUCCUGCAUCAUUUGCUUCGAAAUAUAUUUUUAAAUUGGGCUGCUGUAUAUCACUGCUCUUUUCUUUUUAUUAUUAUUUUGUACUGCAGGGCUACAGGUAGCACGAAACAGAUGGGAAAAGAUGCUAAAUGGUAGAAGGGAAGGGACCACCAAAAGUCCUGGCAUAUAUACCGAAUGUUGCCUCAAUAACAGCUCCAGGUAUGCAAGACUGUUCCUACUCAAUCUCUUUCUGAUCGCCACUCAAAAUUUAUACAGAAGUUCCAUUGUGUAUGAAAUGUAGUUUGAUACCUAAUUUAUGGGCAUUACUUACCAGUUUUGUACACAGUAAAUUUGAUGCGCAUAUUGUCUGGAACGACACCACUCAAAACAUGAUGAUUUUGCGACAAUAAAAUUGGCACCAUCUAUUGCCACUAUGGCAAAACAGCACAAAUGAUAUGCCACUGGGUGGGAGUGAGAAAGAAGAAUUUAUUGCGUGAAUUUAAAAAAAAUGUUUUCUUUGUGUAUAGUUCAUUAAGUUGGCUAACAUAAACCGAUAUUUGUGGUACUUUAGAUGUAACUUCAGUUAGCGCCGCAGUUCUCCCUCUCAAUACAAGAUCUCUCUUUUACCAUACCAUUUCCCUGCCUCUGCCCACCCAGCGGCACGUCUCGCAUACUGUGUAGCGGUGACAGAUGGCACCGCCUUUAUGUUGCAGCAUCAUUACCAGUGGCAUUAUUCCAAAUGAUGCGAGCAUCAGUUUUAUUGUUAUGGAACUGGUAAGUAAUGCCUACAAAAGUGGUAUAAACUAACCUUUAUGCAAAAUGGUACCUCUGUGUGGAAUUUGAGCUAAGAUCAGUCAGUGGUCUAACUGGAAAAAUCAUGUAUACCUGGAGCCGCUGUUGACUGGAGUGUGCCUAAUUUUAAACUGGAAAAGUAUGUGCAAACGUCUUACUGCAGGCAUGAAAAUAGCCACAUAUAUUGAUCUGCCAUUAUGUCGCACAUAGGCUACAAUCUGCGUUACACAUGGUUUUGUUAUUUCCAAGUGAAGUCCAGUAUUAGCAUUGGGGCAGCAUUCUCGCGCCAUUGCUUUUGGAGAUGGCGUCACUUUUGCGAGAUAUUGUGAGACUAGGCACUGGACACAUCAAAGUAUAUGGCUCACAGGGCUCUUAGAACUGUACUAAGAUAGUAGUAAGCUUUGCACAGCGCCAGAAAUGUUGUUGGCCGUAUAGUACAUGGAAGCGUCUGGUGCAGAGUCAUGUGAUAUCUCGCGAAAUCGAAACUAUCUCGUAGAGUGAUCAUCCGCGAACGCUGCGCCUGUUUCCAAUUUAUUUAUGGUUGUUGUCCAUGGUGCACCUCUUGUGCAGCAUCUGCAGGUCAUGUUGAGGGCAUUUGGGACCACAGUUCGAGAAAAGCUUGUUCACAGGAUUCAUAAGACUAAAAUCUCCCUAAAACAUGUUCCAAUCAUGGCAAAGGGACCUCUGUCUAUAUCUUGAGAGUUGAGAGAGACAUGUUAAAAUGUCCUGACGUUUUCCGAGUAGAACAGGUGUGUUAUUAUGUGUGAACGUUUGAAGAUUAAUUCCUAUGGUGUUUGAACGAGAAGAAUGGGGGUUAACGGAGGGGCACAAUUUUUAUUAAUCAUAUCAUGAGAAGCCAACAAACAAAGAUACCUGCGAUGUCUUUGUUGGCUUCUCAUGAUAUUCCUAUGGUGUUUGUUAGAUAUAUUGUCUCUCAAUGUGCUGUAUCAGGUAUAGUUUUGCGGAAGUUCUUGUCUCCGUUUAUAUGAAAAAAUGUGUAGGCCCUUUUAAUCACACAACCACAUUAAUAAUAAAUGUCUUGAUUUUUAAGGACUUCAUUCAACUGAAAGGGGACAAAAUAAAGUUUUGCUGCAGUACAUCACUAUAAUGAGCUUCCUUAUUGAAAUGUUGCAGGUCUUAUGUGAGUUUACUACUUUAUCAUUCCCCCAUGUUUAGGGCAAUGCAUUUGCUCUCAGUCAUCCCCAUAAAGCUUGGUGCAAUCUGUUUUGCCUGCACAAGAAUUUUCAAUUCAUUUAACAAACAAUAAAAAAAAAGGAAUAGAAGAUGGAAAAGACAGGCAGCUGCUUGUACUUCUUUUAUGUCUCACACUUCUGUUAUUGCCGGAUGAAAAAAUGAAAAUGGACUGCCAACCAGCCCAAUGUUGCACUUUUUGCACAGAAUUUCCUUCUUUUAACUGCUGUAGACCAUCUUUUUGUAAUUGAAUUUUAUUUUAAGUUUAUAUAAUAUGAUUAACCUUUUUUUAUUUUUCAUGUCAUACUAUGGGAUUACUAUAUAGGGACCAUUAGAAUUAUCUUCAGCUUUAUAACCUUUAUAACUUCACUUUAUAAAGUUAUAAAGGUUGUACAAAAAGGCUUAAAUUAUAACUUAAAACAGCCAGGAUCACUGAUAUGUUCACAUUUUUUGCAUUGUGUUCCUGCUUUUGGAGGACUUGAGUAUGUCCGCAGUGUUUGUAUUGCUCUAUUGCUCUGCACGUUGGCAUUUGAAGAUGACAUGCACAUACAGGUGCAGACAAAAUUAAUUGGAACAUGAGCUGUGGCCAAACUGCAUCCCAGUGCUCUCGAGCAGCAGCCUCUGGAGGAAGUUUGAAAUUGGAGCACACAUGAGCACAGGCCAGUGCUGAGAGUCAACUCGCAACUCUCUAAAUGUUUCUUUACCCAUAGAAUGAAGUGUUGUUCACAACUUCUGUGGCUGAACGCUCGCUAGUGUGGUGGCGCAGAUAGCACAGCUGUUUCUGCAGUUCGCAUGCAUUAGACAUGUUCCCAUGGCAUAAGCCAGUUUGACACAAUGAUGACACAAUCCACUGUGACACAUGGCCAUGACACUCCCAACUUCCUCCCAGGGCUGCAAGAGGGCACUGGGAUCCAGUUCGGUCAUAGCUCUCGUGUUCCAAUUACUUUUGUCCACGCUUGUACAGUUUCAGAAAGAGAAGAUAAUAGAAUUGUGGCCACAUAUGAAGGAAAGAUCACUGUUUGUCACUGCGAGUACAUCAGGCCCCUCAAUUCUGCAUUGCACUACAUUUUACCAAACGUGCAAGUGUCAUAAUAACUUGAACUUUUCUGUUGUGCAAUAUGUGCAGUGCUGUCAUAUAUGGCAGGAAACAUUGUCUUUAUUCUUGAGUUGGGGUCGCCAGACAUAUGUACCAAAUUCAAAAAAGCAACGUUUUGCUGAUUCCUCAUCAGGAAAACUGCAUAGCAAGUCAAAAAGAGAUGUUUGGAUUCAAUUGUUGAUUGAAUGUUCGCUGCCAUAUCAGACUGUGCUGCACAAUACAUGUGUUCGCUAUGCCACUUUGUCUGUGUGUGUGUGUGUGCAUAUGUGUGUCCAUGAAAAACAGAACUGAACCUAGAGCUGCUUUUGAUCAGCAUUCAGCGUAACACAUCAAAACGGGUGCUGCUUUAUUUCAUAUUUUAUUUAAUUUUUCCAUUGCACAUUAGAAAUGUACAGUACUUAGCUAGUGGUGUAAUUUGAUCAAAAGAGCACAUUGUGCGCAGUUGUCAUGGGAAGUGGCGGUAUGUACAUCAUGCCAGAUUUUUACAAGCAAUAUUGGUGCGAACACUCUCACAAUACAUGGCGGGAGUUGCUGUACUAUUGCAUUAGAGUGACACUGUGUGUGUACAUAUAUGGCUUUGUGACAGUGUUUAUGUGUGUGUACAUAAAUUUUGAAUAAACAACAUAUUUGCUAGUA
Molecule: messenger RNA, 13430 nt
Organism: Dermacentor andersoni
Lineage: Eukaryota; Metazoa; Arthropoda; Arachnida; Ixodida; Ixodidae
Source: RefSeq, a predicted model, not a curated record